This is a messenger RNA of Sabethes cyaneus, 393 nucleotides long. RefSeq names its product endocuticle structural glycoprotein ABD-5-like. Lineage: Eukaryota; Metazoa; Arthropoda; Insecta; Diptera; Culicidae. The record is from RefSeq and is a predicted model, not a curated record. The transcript has 2 exons. Bases 1 to 393 code for a protein of 130 amino acids. Gene Ontology annotation, molecular function: structural constituent of chitin-based larval cuticle. Gene Ontology annotation, cellular component: chitin-based extracellular matrix.
AUGAAUCAGUUCGUGUUAAGUGUGUUCUGUGUUCUACUGUGUGGAAAAGUUCUUUCUGCACCAGCCCCGCAGAACCCGGAAGGAACAGCUCAGGAUGUACAAACUGUUCGAUAUUAUAGUGAGAAUAAUGGACUCGAUGGAUACAAAUUUACCUACGAGCUGAGCGAUGGUCAGAUCCGGUCGGAGGUGGGAACGUACCGUGAUUCCAAGGACGCCGAGGGCAAGGACAUCAAGGUACUGUUCGUGCAGGGUUCCUACUCGUUCGUCGGUCCCGAUGGUAAAACGUACUGGGUGAACUACACUGCCGAUGAGAACGGCUACCAUCCGAAAGUUGGCACCGGUCCAACUGGAGGCAUCCAACCCGGGCAGGAUGCUCCGAUCGAAAGCGCUUAG